This is a messenger RNA of Daldinia vernicosa, 723 nucleotides long. RefSeq lists its product as uncharacterized. The transcript is spliced from 2 exons. NCBI's taxonomy places the organism in Eukaryota, Fungi, Ascomycota, Sordariomycetes, Xylariales, Hypoxylaceae. The coding region runs from base 1 to 723 and encodes 240 amino acids. The record is from RefSeq and is a predicted model, not a curated record.
AUGUCAUUGACGUUACUUUCAAACCAUAGCGUCAGCUCUAGAUCAUUUUAUCGAUAUAGCAGUCGAUUAACAAAGAGAGCUACAGCGUCGUGUCGUACCACUAAUAUCUCAGAAGGAAAUCAACUUAACUGGCUGCCCUCCACCAAUACGGUUACUCUACAAAACAUACGCUUCCCUCGAUCGGUCGGUAACCUAAGAAACUUUACCACAACCAGAGCAUUAAGGAUGGCAUCCGAUGACGAUUACAUGGCCUUCCUAAACAAGGCGAACAAAAACCCGAGCGAAGGAUACACAAACACGCAGAGCGCAAACAAGCAAGACUUCAAAACGACCGAUGAGGGAGCGCAAAUCCCCACCGUGAUCCACGAAGCAACGAAGGAUAGUUUCUACGUUAGCGAUGCAGACGAGCCGUUCGUACCCGUCUAUCUAGCAUGGAACGAGAGCGGCAAAGGUUUACCAGACGAAGAGGAAUUCGCAUCGUUGAUACACCAUCCAGACCCGUCAAAUGCGCAGAUUGAAAUUCAAGAUCCCGCGGACUGGGACACGCAGGGUCAGUAUAAGUCGAUCCUAGAUGCGGUGCGCAAAGCAGGCAAGGGAAACGACGUCAGAGUGUAUCGAGUCUCGAAAGGAGGCGUCAAAGUCGAAUAUUGGGUCGUCACGACGGAGGGUAACGGGCCAAGCGCGAAGCUUGUUGGCGUUAAGGCGCUGGCGAUUGAGAGUUGA